Messenger RNA from Penicillium alfredii, 1032 nucleotides. RefSeq names its product transcription factor domain-containing protein. The transcript is spliced from 2 exons. NCBI's taxonomy places the organism in Eukaryota, Fungi, Ascomycota, Eurotiomycetes, Eurotiales, Aspergillaceae. The coding region runs from base 1 to 1032 and encodes 343 amino acids. The record is from RefSeq and is a predicted model, not a curated record.
AUGACGGAAUUCAUAGGGUCGGAUGUCACCACUCUCGUUUCUUCUGGAGUCAACUUUCGACUUCUUCUGAAUGCGAAUGACACGGACCUGCACCCGCACACUGAGCAUCUCCCGGGCUCUUGUAUAGGUCCCACCGAGAUGCUCUUUUGCCUCACGUGCAUUGAGCUCACUAUUGCCCCUAUAUCUAACAGGAUCCAACCAAAGGCUUCGACUACCGUACAUUCCCACAAUCCGGUUGCUACGUGGAAUCCGUCUACCCUCAGCACUGUGACUCCAAGAUCCCCAUUCACCUUUUUUAAUUUACUGCUGACCCACGCGUCACUCUGUAUGUUGCGUGUCAUCGACUUCAUGUGUCGAGGAAUGCCGACCUCCAGUCUCGACCAUCAAGAGCGCGACUCUCUUUUCCUGUGCGCGAUCCAAAUUCUCGAAUACGAUGAUGAGAUCUACACGACCGAAAGCCUCCGCAGGUUCCUCUGGUUCACUCAGAUGCAUGGCCCUUUGCCAGGCUAUAUCUUCUUUGUGAGCGAACUGCGCCAACGCGCAACAGGCGAGCUAUGUGAGCGCGCAUGGCAGGCGAUCUGCAAUAACUACAAACACCGGAGCUUUGCUCGCAACCUUGAGAACCCAAUGCAUGUUGCAUUCGGCCACACGAUCCUCGAGGCCUGGGCUGCUCGUGAGCAAGCUGAGCUCCAGCAAGGCCAGAAUAUCGAACCACCAAGCCUGGUGACGUUGCUAGCCCAACGUUUUUCUUCUUCCCACCCAGCGGGACCCAAGGCGGUAUCUAGUCCGAACAUGGUUCGAAGGACCCAUUCUGAACCAACGACAGGAAGUGGAACCCCGUUUCGAUCAGAAGAGAUGUAUGAGACAUGGGGAACAGCCCUUGGCGACAAUCCGCUGCCUCCCUUGCUGGAGGGCACGAGCCAGGUGGACAGAGCGGCAUGUCCUGACUACGAUUGGACUAACUGGACAUAUUUGAUGCAGUCUGGUGCACUAGGAGAGUUCUUUGAUGAUGUUGGAUCUCACUUGGCAUAG